This is a messenger RNA of Ilex paraguariensis (yerba mate), 1113 nucleotides long. The record is from the annotation of a GenBank genome assembly. NCBI's taxonomy places the organism in Eukaryota, Viridiplantae, Streptophyta, Magnoliopsida, Aquifoliales, Aquifoliaceae.
AUGGCUCAACCAUCAACUCCAGUAUCGCCGCCGUUGAAGGAUGAGCUAGACAUUGUGAUACCUACAAUAAGGAAUCUUGAUUUCUUGGAGAUGUGGAGGCCAUUUUUCCAGCCUUACCACUUGAUCAUAGUCCAGGAUGGAGAUCCCUCCAAGACCAUUCAAGUCCCCGAUGGCUUCGAUUACGAGCUCUACAACCGCAACGACAUCAAUCGGAUCUUGGGUCCCAAGGCCAGUUGCAUCUCUUUCAAGGACUCUGCUUGCCGUUGCUUUGGCUUCUUGGUGUCUAAGAAGAAGUACAUCUUCACCAUAGAUGACGACUGCUUUGUGGCCAAAGAUCCAAGUGGGAAGGAGAUCAAUGCGUUAGCACAGCACAUAAACAACCUCCUCACUCCAUCCACACCCUUCUUCUUCAACACCCUCUAUGAUCCCUUCAGGGACGGUGCUGACUUCGUCCGGGGCUACCCUUUUAGCCUGAGGGAAGGAGUGCCCACUGCCAUCUCUCAUGGCCUCUGGCUCAACAUUCCAGACUACGACGCCCCUACUCAGCUCGUCAAGCCUCGCGAGCGCAACUCCAGGUAUGUGGAUGCUGUAAUGACGAUACCCAAAGGCACCCUCUUCCCAAUGUGUGGGAUGAACCUUGGAUUCAACAGGGAACUGAUUGGCCCAGCCAUGUAUUUCGGGCUAAUGGGUGAUGGCCAACCUAUUGGCAGAUACGACGAUAUGUGGGCUGGCUGGUGUACCAAGGUGAUCUGUGACCAUCUGAGUCUCGGAGUGAAGACGGGGCUGCCAUACCUUUGGCACAGCAAGGCGAGCAAUCCAUUUGUGAAUCUGAAGAAGGAAUACAAAGGCAUAUACUGGCAAGAGGAGAUCAUACCAUUCUUUCAAUCACUUGCGCUCCCUAAAGAAUGCACUAGCGUGCAGAAAUGCUACAUUGAGCUCUCAAAGCUGGUGAAAGAGAAGCUCGGCCCUGUUGAUCCCUACUUCCAGAAACUUGGGGAUGCCAUGGUCACCUGGAUCGAAGCUUGGGAGGAGCACAACAACCCGCUUGCACAAGCAGCAUCCAAGCCCGAACCUAAUGACAAGAAGGAUAAGCCUUCUGCAAAAUCCAAAUAA